CAUGGUGAGCAAAUGUCAAUUUGACAUUUAACGUAAGGUUGAAGUUGUGUUAUUUUUGAGUGUUUAUAUUUAUUAAGAGUUUUAUAAAAUAAAAAGCCUAGCCCUGUAAUUCAUCAUGAAGGUUAAAAAACAACAUCGUAAGAAGAAAUAUCUACACAAACUUAAUCGCAAAAGAUUGAAUAGAAAACAACGUAAUACGGGCACCGUGCCCAGUGAAAUAAUAAAAGAGGCAUGGGAUCAUAAGAAAUCAACUUAUAAAAACCUUACAGAUAUGGGUCUAGCAAAUGACCCAAAUAAAAUUAUAAAGAUACCAAAUUUUAAACAAGAAAAAAUAAAACAAGCCAAGGUUAUUGUUAACAAAGGUGAAAUAGAAAACAUAGAUGAGGAAACAAUCACUACAGUACCAAUAAAAAAAGAAGUUGCUGAAAAAUUAGAGAAAGUAGCUAAAGCACCAAGAGAAAGACGAUUUAUGCUACCAAAGGGUCAAGUGGAAUUUCUAACUUACCUAUUGGAUAAAUAUGGACAUGAUUAUAAAGCAAUGGAAAAGGAUAGGAAAAACUAUUACCAGGAAACAUGGAAACAGCUGCGAGCUAAGAUUAAAACAUUCAUGGGUAUACCCAAACAGUAUGGUGAAUAUCUUCAAGCUAGAGGAUUACUUGAUAAAGAACCUGAUGAAGAGGAAUUGAAGAAACAAGCAAAAGCUUUAGUUGAGGAUUAGUUAAGUUAUAAGUUACCAAGUAUUUCUACUAAAUGUCUCAUAAUUUUAAUAGACUGUGGGAGGUUAAUGAUAAA
Messenger RNA from Papilio machaon (common yellow swallowtail), 792 nucleotides. Its product is annotated as nucleolar protein 16. The record is from RefSeq and is a predicted model, not a curated record. The transcript has 3 exons. The coding region runs from base 116 to 718 and encodes 200 amino acids. Gene Ontology annotation, cellular component: nucleolus. NCBI's taxonomy places the organism in Eukaryota, Metazoa, Arthropoda, Insecta, Lepidoptera, Papilionidae. Gene Ontology annotation, biological process: ribosomal large subunit biogenesis.